Colletotrichum gloeosporioides is the source of this 363-nucleotide messenger RNA. RefSeq lists its product as uncharacterized. Bases 1 to 363 code for a protein of 120 amino acids. The transcript has 2 exons. NCBI's taxonomy places the organism in Eukaryota, Fungi, Ascomycota, Sordariomycetes, Glomerellales, Glomerellaceae. The record is from RefSeq and is a predicted model, not a curated record.
AUGUUGCCGUACGCGAGUGUAUCGUUCUCAACACACGACGCAGCAAGGGACUGGCUGCGAAUACCGCUUCAUGCGGUAUGCACAACAGCCAAAAUGUCCCCCCUGAGAUCCGACCAUAGAGCCAGCCGUGAAAUACUGGGCGGAGCUGGCGGCCAGAGAUCCCACAGGACUGGUCUCCCAGACAUCUGUAAACCCCUUCGAAAUCAUCCAGAGACACAUGCAAGUCGGCGGGGCGAUGGACAUCGGUUUCCGUCUGAUCAUCAAAUAGAAGGGCUUCAGGGCUUCAGGGUCAGUCUUACGGUUCGCUGUUUCAAGGUCGUGUCCAUGGUCGCUUUCAGCUCUGUAUGUGUAUCAGAGGUCUAG